GAAAGGCAUUCUGGGCAAAGGGCAGGAAAGGGCUCGCACCUGGACCCAGGCCCUUGCGGCGUGGGGACGCACAAAAAAACCUGAUAGGUUUUGCGGGAUGUUGCAUGUUGUUUUGGUAAUGCAAGGCCGAGGAGUUUCAAGAUUGGUUGAAACUUGCUUGAAUUUUUAAGAUUUGUUCUCCAAAAAGUCAUCUUUUUGACUGAGUGAAUGAGUGAAGCGGAUAGAGCCAGAGUGAAGAUCCUGUCCAUCAUGGCCCGGCGCCCUCGCAGCAGCAGAGCUUGGCAUUUUGUCCUGAGUGCGGCCCACCGAGACGCGGAUGCCAGGGCUGUGGCUCUGGCAGGGACCACUAACUGGGGCUAUGACUCUGAUGGGCAGCACAGUGACUCCGACUCCGACCCCGAGUCCUCUGCCCUGCCGCCGCCCAUCCCUAGCGCUGUGCCUGUGACCGGGGAGUCCUUCUGUGACUGUGACGGCCAGAGUGAGGCCCCCUUCUGCAGCAGCCUGCACUCGGCGCGCCGCAGCAAGGACAAGGACUGCCGCUGCGGGGAGGAGGACGAGCAUUUUGACUGGGUGUGGGAUGACCUGAAUAAAUCCUCGGCCACCCUGCUGAGCUGCGACAACCGAAAGGUCAACUUUCACAUGGAGUACAGCUGCGGCACGGCAGCCAUCAGGGGCACCAAGGAGCUGGGGGAGGGCCAGCACUUCUGGGAGAUCAAGAUGACCUCGCCGGUCUAUGGCACUGAUAUGAUGGUGGGCAUCGGGACGUCAGAUGUGGACCUGGACAAGUACCACCACACGUUCUGCAGUCUGCUUGGGAGAGACGAGGACAGCUGGGGUCUCUCCUACACGGGGCUUCUCCAUCACAAGGGCGACAAGAUGAGCUUCUCGUCGAGGUUCGGCCAGGGCUCCAUUAUCGGCGUGCACCUGGACACCUGGCACGGGACGCUCACCUUCUUUAAGAACAGGAAGUGCAUAGGUGUGGCGGCCACCAAGCUGCAGAACAGGAAGUUCUACCCGAUGGUGUGCUCCACGGCGGCCAAGAGCAGCAUGAAGGUGAUCCGCUCGUGCGCCAGCGUCACCUCCCUGCAGUACCUGUGCUGUUACCGGCUGCGCCAGCUGCGGCCCGACUCCGGGGACACGCUGGAGGGGCUGCCCCUGCCACCUGGCCUCAAGCAGCUGCUGCACCACAAGCUGGGCUGGGUCCUGAGCAUGAGCUGCGGCCGCCGCAAGCCACCUGCACCCUCCCCCAAGGCCACGGCCGGUGGCCCCGAGACCCGGCACUGCCAGAGGAAGCGCUGCCGGCGGACCUGACUCGUUUCCUGUGAAAACUGCCUUCCUGGGGCCAAGGGGCCGCCUUCUCCGUCCCUCCCUUUGGACCGGGCUCUAGGGGCAUGACUCGUGUGGAGGGCUGACUUCGCUGGGACAGGUCCCCAGGCCCCCAGAGCAUCUGCUCCCUGCACUGCAAGGAGGCGGCUGGCCCGGCUCUUCUGGACCGGCUGCGAGUCAGCGCCCAAGAGGAUGUGGUUAGAGGCGGCGCGGUUGUGCGGCCUUGUGGUUUCCUUCACUUGCUUUUUGCAUGUCAUCAGCUGCUGUUCCUCCCGUCCCAGACCGAAACGACCGUAAUAAACUUAGACUUUAUGUGAUGCCUCCGUGGUGACAGGAUGGAGUCCAGCUGAGGCCCACUGCUCUCCUCCCCUUGGGCCCGGCUGCAUCACAACACCCUCCAGGAGAGACCACCCAGUGUGCUUUCCUCCCUCCAGACUUUGUCUUAUUGUUUCUUAGAAGGUGCCACUCCCAAGUCUCCCCAUGAUUGGUGUGUGUUCCCCCUUCCUGACGCCCCAACUGGGCCCCGGCUCCGCAGUCGGUGUAUCCAGGACCCAGGGCUGGGGAAGCUCACCUCCUCCUCUCCUGCUCAUCCCAGUUACCCGAGAAUGUUCUGGCCACCCUGUGCCCUCCCAUGCACCCCAGGAGCAGCACCCUGUUCCCCCAUGCCCCGGGUAGUUGGCAGUUCAGCCCUUG
Zalophus californianus (California sea lion) is the source of this 2019-nucleotide messenger RNA. RefSeq names its product splA/ryanodine receptor domain and SOCS box containing 3 (gene SPSB3). Gene Ontology annotation, biological process: proteasome-mediated ubiquitin-dependent protein catabolic process. Gene Ontology annotation, cellular component: SCF ubiquitin ligase complex. Gene Ontology annotation, molecular function: protein binding. The transcript is spliced from 7 exons. Bases 208 to 1311 code for a protein of 367 amino acids. The record is from RefSeq and is a predicted model, not a curated record. NCBI's taxonomy places the organism in Eukaryota, Metazoa, Chordata, Mammalia, Carnivora, Otariidae.